Chanos chanos (milkfish) is the source of this 1683-nucleotide messenger RNA. It is a transcript of the gene mlphb, whose product is annotated as melanophilin b. The transcript has 14 exons. Gene Ontology annotation, cellular component: cortical actin cytoskeleton. NCBI's taxonomy places the organism in Eukaryota, Metazoa, Chordata, Actinopteri, Gonorynchiformes, Chanidae. Gene Ontology annotation, molecular function: myosin binding; actin binding; small GTPase binding. Bases 1 to 1683 code for a protein of 560 amino acids. The record is from RefSeq and is a predicted model, not a curated record. Gene Ontology annotation, biological process: intracellular protein transport.
AUGAUGUCAUGCAGCAAUCCAGGGGCACUGGACCUCUCCAGACUGACGGACGAAGAAGCCAAGCAUGUAUGGCAGGUCAUCCAGAGAGACUUCAAUCUGCGGAAGAAAGAGGAAGACAGAUUAGGGGAGUUGAAGACCAAAAUAGAGAAGGAAGACACAAAGAGAGAGCUGCUGGUGUUUCAGCCCAGUCUCACUGAUUCGCUCUGCAUACGGUGUCUACAGCCCUUUAAGUUCCUGGUCAACAGCAAACGGCAGUGCAUUGACUGCAAGUUGCACUUCUGCAAGAGCUGCAGCCGCUAUAACAAAAAGGAGCAUGGAUGGGUAUGCGAUCCCUGUCGCAUGACCAGGGUCCUGAGAAUUGGCACUUUGGAAUGGUAUCACGAGAACGUACGCUCCCGCUUCAAACGCUUCGGCAGUGCAAAAGUAAUGAGGUCCCUGUACAAGAGGCUGAACGGAGAGCGCACAUGCUCCCAGACUGACCUGCGAGAGCAUCGGGAGGAUGACACACACAGCAUGCCAGAGGUCCACAGUUCAGGCUAUGGUCAAAAUGAAGACCAUUCAGGAGCCCUGGACAGAAAACACAACAGUCUGACACGAAAAAGCAAGCGACUGCUCUCUGUGGACCCUCUAGACUUCAACCUACGUUCUGAGUACUCUACCCACUCUCGCCGGCAUUCUUUUCAGUAUUCAGGCAGUCAAGACGGAGUGAUGCAGCGAGAGGCAGAUCUGUCCUCACUCUUUAAGCCGAUUUUAGUGGAAAACGGCAAUCACGGACAAGAUGACUAUAUAUACUCAGGACAGAGAAUUGCCUAUGCACAGUCCUUCUCAAAGACUAGCCAAUCCUCUGCCAGCAGUGCUAACUGCCCCCCGUACCGCGAGCUCCCCUACAGCGCAGAGAACUCAGAUGAGGAAGACUCCCAGAACUUCCUCCCAUAUAAUCCACCCCGUCGAAGCAGUGGAACUUCAUCACCAGACGGGGUUCCACCACAGAUCAUUGAGUUGAACAGACGUCUGUCAGUGAUCGAAAGUCUUCUAUCUCGUCUAGAGCAAAAAAUAACUCUUCCGGAACAACAGGCUGUAGCCCAACAAGAGGAACCAUCCGAGAUUGAUCUUGAGGAACUGGAGCUUAGGAAAAAACUGGUUGAGCUGACAGGCAACAUCAGUGAUAAAGCUUCAUCAUCUGAGGAUGAGGAGGAGCCCAAAAAACCUGAGGAGGACAAGAGUUCCCUAGGAGGAGGAGGAGGAGGAGGAGGAGGAGGAGGAGCGGUGUUUGGCCAUGCCUCAACGACUCAGCACUCCCCAGGAAGAUCAGACAACUACAGCACCUCCAGGGAUUACCUGUCAAAUGAGCCCCAGAGGGCUAACUUCAGCGUUACGAAGCCCGUUGAUCAGGAGAAGAAGACGUUUGCCCCUGAGCCUAAGGAGAAAUGCUCUUUCACUGGCACAGCCUCUGAGUUAUCCCAGCUGGAGGGCAAAGUGAAAAUGGCGGCCGCCAGAGUCCAGAGUACACAAAGCGAGGUUUCAGAUAUCGAAAGCAGAAUUGCAGCACUAAGCGCAGCCGGAAUGACUGUGGAAAGUCCACGUAGAAGGGCAUCAACCGGAUCACAAAGAAGGCUCUCCCAUGACUGCCCCAUCAGGUCCACCAAUGCCAAAAGGCCUCUGAGGAAGCUAAGUGGCAUGUGA